GCAGAAGGAAGGAACUUUCGCAUCGUCUCUAACAUAACGGAACUUGUGACAGUGUUAGUGUAUAGUGUGAAGUGCAACAUGUACUGAGUGUCACGUGCAAUGGUGGGGUUGUGGAUUUUCGCCGUAGGAUUGGCGGUGUCUUCCGGUGUGAUCGCUAAAAGUCAAGGAUCUGGGUCCAAGGGGUGGAAAGGGUGGGCUGCUCUCACUGCUGUACCAGAUGGCUCCUCCACGUGUGGGCCCGGUAUGUUUCGCUGCAGUGAGGGCAAGUGUAUAUCCAGCCAUGACGUCUGUAACUACCAAAAAGACUGCGAAAAAGGGGAAGACGAAUUUCAAGCAUGUCCUCCCCCAGACUGUGAGAGUGGUCAGUUAUCGUGUGGUCAGUAUGUAUGGAACAAGACGUACUGCAUACCACCACAACACCGGUGUGAUAUGACCGUGGAUUGUGUGGACGGCACGGACGAAGCUGACUGCACUUACCGCAAGUGCCAGCCGGACGACUUCCACUGUUCAGAGGCGCAUGGCGGAGGACCCUGUCUGCCCAAGGAGAAGCGGUGUGACGGCUACUACGACUGCCGCAACGGUCGUGACGAGGAGGGCUGCGGCGCAGACCACGGCACGUCCUGCGCAAUAACACAGUUCCGCUGUGCCAACGGACAACGCUGCGUAGAGACGUUCCUCAAGUGUAACCAUCGCAAUGACUGCGGCGACAACAGCGAUGAGGAGGGAUGCAAUUUCCCAGCCUGCCAUGGAGGUCAGUUCAGGUGUGCCAACGCCCUCUGUAUUCCACUGAGCUACCAUUGCGACGGCUACAGAGACUGUGUGGAUGGCAGUGACGAGGCUAACUGCACGGCGAUUGCAUGUCCUGAAAACAAGUUCCUGUGCCCUCGCGGAGGGCCCAACAAUGUUCCUAAGUGCAUCUCGCGCGCUCAACUCUGUGAUGGCAAGAAGGACUGCGAGGACGGAGCUGAUGAGAAAAAUGCAUGUUCAACCAGUAACUGUGCCUCGCUCAACUGCGAGUACAAGUGCCAAGCUUCGCUCAACGGAGGAACCUGCUACUGUCCCGAGGGGCGUAAAAUAUCCAACGACACUCGGACAUGCAUUGACCACAAUGAGUGUGAAGAGUGGGGCUUCUGUGAUCAACGCUGUACAAACACCCAAGACUCUUACACUUGCUCCUGCUUCCCGGGCUACCAGCUGGUCGACAAAUCCAGGUGUGUGUCUCCCAACUCAGAAAAUCUGCAGGUUCUGUUUGCUCACGAUCGUUCUGUCUACCGCAUGGACUCGCACGGCCGCAAUCAGCAGCUCGUCGCAAACACCACGGCUGCCAGCGGACUGGACUACCACUUCACCAAGAACCUUCUGUACUGGACUGACACAAAGACGAAGAAGAUACACAGCCAGAUCCUGCAAGAACCGAAGGGACCAGCACCGUACCAGCAAGUGCCGGAUGACAUCCAGCUGCCCGGUACUUGGUCUCCGGUGGCACUGGCCGUUGACUGGGUCGGAGACAAGCUGUAUGUGGCAGACUCUGUCGGACAGAAGGUGGACGUGUUUGAGUGGAAUGGCCGAUGGCACGCGAUUGUCCUGAGUAGCAACCUCACUAGCCCGGCAGAUAUUGCUUUGGACCCUACAUCUGGAUACAUGUUCAUAGCAGACAGCAACCAAGUUCUGAGAGCAAACAUGGACGGAACCAACACCAAAGCUAUCGUGUCCGAGGCGGCCUACAAGGCGUCAGGAGUGGCCGUCGACAUCCUUGCGAGACGUAUAUUCUGGUGCGACUCACUACUCGACUACAUUGAGACUGUUGACUACAACGGAAACUACAGGUUCCUCAUACUCAGAGGACAACCAGUGCCAUCUCCAUCGCGCCUGGCAGUGUUUGAGAACCGCAUCUACUGGUCGGACGGCACCAAGCAGGGCAUUAUGAGUGUGGACAAGUACGAUGGAGCCAACAGCAUCCAGGUCGUUUACAAGAACAAAGAGGUGCGAGAACCUAAGGCGGUGAAGAUUGUUGACACACUGGUACAAAGACAUGCUCGCAAUCCCUGUGGUACUCGCAACGGAGGUUGCCAACACAUGUGUGUUGUGACGGCCAGCUCAGAAGAAGGAGGUCUUGGCUACCGUUGUGCAUGUCACAUCGGCUACCGUCUGUCGUCCGAUCUCCGUAACUGCAACCUGGUGGAAGACUUCCUGCUGUACUCCCAACAAAGGUUCAUCAAGGGUAGAGUGAUAGACCCGGUGGUAGAAGGGUUCAGCGAUGCGAUGCUCCCCUACGUGUCCCGACGUGCUCGCUUUGUCGGGCUAGACUUUGACGCUAGUGACAACUACAUUUACUACUCUGACGUUCUACAAGAUGUUAUCUACAGGAUACACCGCAAUGGCACAGGUCGAGAGAUUGUCCUCGCCUCACAGAACGAAGGAGUGGAGGGAUUAGCAGUUGACUGGGUAGCCAAGAACCUAUACUAUAUCGACAGUCGCAAAGGCACACUCAAUGUACUGAGCACUCGCAACGUCACCUUCCGACGAACACUGCUGAAGAAUCUCAAGAGGCCGCGAGCUAUAGUUGUACAUCCCAAUAAAGGCUUCAUAUUUUUCUCGGAGUGGGAUCGACCUGCCAACAUCAGCAGAGCUCACACUGACGGGAGUAACCUCAUAGUAUUCCGUAACGUGACUCUCGGCUGGCCCAACGGACUGUCUGUGGACUUCCGAGCAGAUCGUCUCUACUGGUGUGACGCUUUGCUGGAUCAUGUGCAGCACAGCAAUCUGGAUGGGUCAGACGUACGGACGAUCUCUAGUAGACUUAUCCGACAUCCGUUCUCAAUUGUCAUCUACAAUGACUGGAUGUACAUCACAGACUGGCGACUGGACGCAAUCAUCCGGCUGCAUAAACUGAGCGGAGACAAGGAGGAGAUCCUGGUGCGAGAGUCGCAGAACAACCGUUUGUACGGAGUCAAGGUGUACGCCAAGAGCGAACAGGAUGCAGACAACAGCCAUCCCUGCUACAACAACAAUGGCGGCUGUCAGAAACUCUGCUUUGCUGUCCCCUCCCCGACCAAGACUGGAAUUGGCUCAACACUUAAGGUGCAUUGUGGGUGUCCUUACGGAGAGAAACUAGACCCGUCAGGCGAUGGACGCACUUGCAUCUCCGACCCGGAGGCUGAACCACCCGUGACAGCGUGUCCUAACAAAUGGGACUUUACCUGCAACAACCAGCGCUGCGUACCCAAGGCUUGGGUCUGUGAUGGAGAUGAUGAUUGUCUCGACAACUCUGACGAGGAGCAGAACUGCACCAAGCCAACGUGUGCACCAGGAGAGUUCCAGUGUUCUUCAGGACGAUGUGUUCCUAUGACUUUCCGCUGUGAUUCGGAGAAUGAUUGCGGCGACUACAGUGACGAAACAGGUUGCGUAAAUGUAACCUGUUCCUCGUCACAGUUCCUUUGCGAAAACGGCAGAUGCAUACCUUCUACUUGGAAAUGUGACUCGGAAAACGAUUGUGGUGAUAGUUCUGACGAGGGAGAUUUCUGCGCAGAGAAAACGUGCGCUUACUUCCAGUUUACUUGUCCGAGAUCUGGCCACUGCAUUCCUCAUUCCUGGGUCUGUGAUGGAGACAACGAUUGUUUUGACAACCAAGAUGAAGAAGGAUGUCCACCAAUCACAUGUUCCGCUACACAGUUCAAGUGUGCAGAUCUGCGUCAGUGUGUGCAAGAGACCUACAAGUGUGAUGGAAUCCUCGACUGUAAUGACGGAAGUGAUGAACUCGGAUGUGCUACUCUUGCCCCCAACACUUGUGACAGUGAGAAGCAGUUCAAGUGUGAGAAGUCUGGCAUCUGCAUCCCCAAGGCUUGGCACUGCGAUGGCACUCCUGACUGUGAUGACGAGUCUGAUGAACCUCCUACAUGUGGGGAGGUGGCGUGCCAGAUGGGCUACUUCAAAUGCAACAACUCCCAGUGUGUAUUCAAGGCGUAUAUCUGUGACGGCCGGGAUGACUGCGGAGAUGGGAGCGAUGAAGAUGAGAGACACGCUUGCAAAUCUCCAGGCAUCAGAUGUGAGUCGGAUGAGUGGAAGUGUCCGGGAGUCACGGACCGCUGUAUCAAACUGUCCGGAGUUUGCAAUGGGAAGCCGGACUGUCCGAACGGAGCUGAUGAAGGUCCAGGAUGUGACCUGAACGAAUGUGGGCAGAAGUCUGGACAGUGCUCAAACGGAUGUGUGGAAACCCCAGUUGGUGCUCUAUGUACGUGUCCCCACGGUGAGACUCUGUCCAACGACACCGUCACGUGCCAGGACGUUGACGAGUGUUCUCCGCCAGGCUUGUGUUCACAAGUGUGUACCAACACUAAGGGUAGUUACGUCUGCACCUGCAAUGACGGAUACCUACUGGAGAGGGACAACCACACUUGCAAAGCUCUCAACCACAGUGCAGCCUUCUUGAUCAUCUCCAACCGUCACUCAAUCCUGAUCGCAGACCUAAAGGACCAAGGACUAGAGAGAGUGCCGAUAGUCGUGGAGAACGUUGUCGCCACAGCCUCCAACAUGCACACUGGCACCAUCUUCUGGUCGGACAUGAAGCUCAAGAAGAUCUCUCGACUGGACCGUGGUAGCGAACCGCAAGUGGUGAUAUCCACUGGACUUGACUUGGUAGAAGGACUAGCCUACGAUUGGGUGGGAGGCAAUCUUUACUGGCUAGACUCUCGUCUGAACUCCAUCGAAGUGGCAACAGAAAACGGUUCUAACAGAGUUGUUCUGCUGAAAGAAAACAUCACACAGCCGCGAGGAAUGAUGCUUGACCCCAGUCCUAAUGCUCGUUGGCUUUUCUGGACUGACUGGGGAGAGAACCCCCGUAUCGAGAGGGUGGGUAUGGAUGGAACCAACCGAUCUGUCAUCAUCAGCACCAAGAUCUACUGGCCCAACGGUCUGACUUUGGACAUUGCCAACCAGAGGAUCUACUUUGCAGACUCCAAGCUAGACUUUAUAGAUUUCUGCAACUACAACGGCAGCGGACGACAACAGGUGGUGGCUGGUAGUCAUUAUCUGUUGCAUCCACACUCUAUCACGGUCUUCGAGGACACUAUUUACUGGACAGAUCGUCAGCUGAAUAGAGUACUGUCAGCGCACAAGUUCCGAGGCAAGAACCAGACAGUGGUUUCCCACCUGAUUUCUCAGCCCCUCAGUAUCCACGUACAUCAUCCCUCGCUGCAGCCCAAGUCCCCCAACCCUUGUCUUGACCCUCGCUACCCCACGUGCUCUCAGCUCUGUCUGCUCUCUCCGUCCGAUCCUCAAGGGUUCACCUGCAAGUGCAAACCGGGCUUCCGCGUUGAUGGAUUCAGGUGUAUUGAAGAGGAGACCUCGUUCCUGGUGUUGAUGAAGGGUAUGCAGAUCGUAGACGUGAGUCUGACUCCAGGAGACAAGACCAGCGGGUAUCUCACUCCCAUUGUCGGCAUUGAGAAUGGAAUACAGAUUGAGUUUGACCGCAAGAGCGAGAUGCUGUUCUGGGUCGAAGGCAAGGAGGAUGACGAUGAAAAUUGCACAAUUUACACAACUCCAUACCGUGGUGGGAACAAGACUGAGUUCUUGUCGAAGGAUUCUGGCAUGACAGGAGCGCCGUACGCAAUCGCAUUUGAUUGGCUUGGACGCAACCUGUACAUCGGGAACAGACUCGCCUCCAACUUGGAGGUUAUCAAGGUCGACGGAAAAGUCAAACAUCGUAAAAUCAUAUUGGCAAACAAUGGGAAACCAGAAUCUGUGGCAAAACCUAAGUCAAUGUGUCUCGAUCCUUCCAUGGGAAAACUGUAUUGGGUGGACGAAGGGGGUUUUGGAGUAUCCGCCAAGAUUGGUAAAGUGAACAUGGAUGGUAGUAACUCAAUGGUUUUGGUCAACAACAUUACUAGGCCUGAAGCGAUCACGAUAGACUUGGAUGAGAAACUUAUCUACUACAGUACUCAAUACCCUAGCAAGAUCAUAGUGAUCGACACAGACGGCAACUGGAAGCGAGACUUGCUGGAUGAACGGAACAGUAUCUCACUGCCCAAGGCGCUGGCAGUCUAUGACAAGAGACUGUACUACUUGGACCCGAGAUACGAGAGGCUGGAGAGGGUAGACAUUGCGACGGGCGACAACAGCAAGACCAUGAUCGACAAUGAGCCUGACCUCAAGACAUUCACUAUCUUUAGAAAGAGGCCUUUGACCAACCACCCCUGUAUGACCAACAACGGAGGCUGCUCCCAGCUGUGUAUCCCUACUGAGAACAACCAGAGGGAAUGCCAUUGCUCCAUCGGAUACAAGAAGGAAGAUGGAAGUUGUGUUGCGUACAAGACAUUCGCUGUCGUGUCUCAACUGGACAUCACUCGUGGGUUCAGUCUGGAGGACUCGUCUGAAGCCAUUGUCCCCAUCUCUGGCCCUGGCCACCAUAUCUUACAUGUGGACGUGCACUACCAAGAGAAGUGGAUCUACUGGGUGGACUUCAACCGAGGACCGUGGAACGGUAUUUACCGAGUGAGGCCGAACGGCACAGAACUCCAGGCGGUCAUAAAGGAUGGCAUCGGAUCUAACGGAAUACGAGGACUGACUAUUGACUGGAUCGCUGGAAACUUGUACUUCACCAACGUUUUCCCACACGAGAAUUACGUUGAGGUUUGCUGGCUUGACGGAUCCAACAGGAAGGUUAUCUACAAAACCACCUCAGAUGCACCCAAGGAGUUGGCUGUCAAUCCGAUCAAAAGGUACCUGUAUUGGAUAGACUACGGCCAGUACCCACGUAUCGGCAAGGCCUAUCUCGACGGACAGAAGUGGUCACCGAUAGUCACCUCGGGUAUCAGCACACCACGAGACCUCACAGUCGACAUGUUGACACACGACGUGUACUGGGUUGACGCUCGACUGGACAUGAUACAGAAGAUAUCUUACAACGGAGGAAACAGACAGGUGGUGCGUCGUAACCUACCGAACCCGAUGGGCAUUGCAGUACACAUGAGUGACGUGUACUGGGUGGACCGCAACCUACAGACAGUGUACAAGGCUUCCAAGCUACCUGGCAACACAGAUGCCGCCACUCCAGUUAGGACGGGACUGUCUAAACUGAGAGACAUUGUCAUUUACGACGUAGCCAACCAGCCUCCUGACGACAACAACCCUUGUAGACGCUUUGGUAACGGUGGAUGUGAACAGCUGUGUUUCUCCUACCCACAAGACAGUCUAACCUCGCUGGGCAGUUUCCAAUACAAGUGUGACUGCGCCACAGGGCAGAUCCUCAACGGACAACGGACCAAGUGCUCGACUGUGGACGAAUACCUGGUGUUUGCGACUCGGACUGAAAUUCGAGCUGUCAACUUAGAUCCUGCUUCAACCAGUGUACCCUUCAGGCCUCUAGGUAACCUCACGAACGUGGUGGGAGUGGACUUUGACUACGAGGACAAGAUGUUGCUGUUCACGCAGAUCCGUCCUUGGGCGCGCAUCGCCCAAGUACCUAGUGGCGAACCCAGCACUGACAAAGUCAAGCAGAUCAUCAACCGAGGGAUCAACCCGGAGGGUAUCGCUUACGACUGGACGCAGAAGAAGAUCUACUGGACGGACUCGAGCAACAACAGCAUCUACGCGAUGAACAUGGACGGAUCCGACUUGGUGAUGAUCGCCAGAGUGGAAAGGCCGAGAGCGAUUGUCGUCGAUCCUUGCAAUGGCUCGUUAUACUACACUGACUGGGGAAGGUUUGGCACGUCAGGUAAGAUAUUCCGCACCACGAUGGCUGGAAGUCUGAAACGAACGAUCAUUGAGCGAGAUCUGAGCCAACCGAGCGGACUUGCUAUUGACUUUGAUGAAAGAAUGUUGUAUUGGACGGAUGCAGUCAGAGAGAAGAUUGAAAGGUCUACGCUAACUGGACAAAACAGAGAGGUGUUAAUAUCAGCAACGAUUUACCCGUUCGCGAUCACUGUCCACCGCAACUACAUCUACUGGACGGACCUACAACUGAGAGGGGUGUACAGAGCUGAGAAGCACACAGGCGCUAACAUGGUGGAGAUGGUGAAGAGAUUAGAAGACUCUCCGAGGGACAUACAGGUUUACUCUGCGGAGAGGCAGAAAUGCACCGUCAACCCAUGCCAUAUCAACAACGGAGGGUGUGCCCAGUCGUGUCAUCCUGCGCCUAACAAUAUGGCUGAAUGCAAGUGCAACGACUCAACAAAACUAGUCAACGAGGGACGUAUGUGUGUGGCCAAGAACCUGACCUGUGAGCCUAACAAAUUCUACUGUGCCAAUGGCAAGUGCAUCUCUCGCAUGUGGGCUUGUGACGGAGAUGACGACUGCGGAGACAAUUCCGAUGAAGACGUCAACUACUGCACAUACCACUCAUGCAGUCCAAACGAGUUCCGCUGUAACAACGGACGAUGCAUAUUCCGCUCAUGGAAGUGUGACCAUGAGAAUGACUGUCGGGACGGAUCAGACGAGAUCGGCUGCAACUAUCCUCCCUGUACCAAGGGAGAGUUUACAUGUGCCAACAGCCGGUGUAUUCCUAUGACUCAGGUGUGUAACGGCAUGAACGACUGCAAAGACAACGUGACGUCGGAUGAGACCCACGAGAGAUGUGGCAAGAACACGACUUGCCCCGCUAACCACCUCAAGUGUGAGAAAACUAACAUCUGUGUGGAGCCUUACUGGCUGUGUGACGGGGACAACGACUGCGGGGACAACAGUGAUGAAGACCCCAUACAUUGCGCUCAACGUACCUGCCCCGCCAACAGCUUCAGAUGUCCCAACCAUCGCUGUAUCCCUGCCACCUGGUAUUGUGAUGGAGACGAUGACUGCGGCGAUGGAUCUGAUGAACCCCCAGAGUAUUGCAAGUCUGAAGGCCGCACCUGCUUUGGCGAUCUGUUCACUUGCGACAACGGAAACUGCAUACCUCGUAUCUACAUCUGCGACGGUGACAAUGACUGCAUGGACAACUCGGACGAAGAUUCCAGACACCAAUGCAACGAGCGCAAGUGUGAUGAAGAGACAGAGUUUACGUGUGCUGCCAACAAAGCGUGGGGCCGAGCGCAGUGUAUUCCCCGUAAGUGGGUGUGUGAUGGGGACCCAGACUGUGUUGACGGGGCUGACGAGAACACGACGGCUCUGAGCUGCCCCCCUCCCCCCACCUGCAGCCCCGACCAGUUCACGUGUGGCAACGGACGGUGUAUCAACAAGGGUUGGACCUGUGACCAUGACAACGACUGCGGUGACGGCACAGACGAAGGCAAGGACUGUCACUCUGUCUACAAGAACUGCACGGAGCUUGAGUUCCACUGUCAGAACUUCAAAUGUAUCCGAUCUACUUAUCAUUGCGAUGGCGAGGACGACUGUGGGGAUAACUCGGAUGAGUUUGACUGCAAGAAGGAAGCCAGUACAUGCCCUGAAGGCCAGUUCCAAUGCACCAACGGCCAAUGUAUCGACUACCGCCUGGUGUGCAACAAGGUGUCGGACUGCACAGACGACAGUGACGAGCCGCUUCACUGCAACGUGGACGAGUGUGCUCGGGUAGAGGUGCACCAAUGCGGUCACAAGUGUGUCAACACUCUCACAGGCUUCUAUUGCGAGUGCAACACCGGAUACAAACUCAUGGAAGACGGCAAGGCUUGCACUGACAUAGACGAGUGCAUAGAAACACCGGGAGUGUGUUCCCAAUACUGCAGCAACACCCCUGGUAGCUACUACUGCAAAUGUGAUGAGACUUACUACGAUCGAGCAUUGGACGAGCACUCGUGCAAGAGGCGCGACCGAACAAACCCCUGGCUGGUGUUCACCAACAAGUACUACGUGCGCAACAUGAGUCUGGACGGAACUCACUACGCCAUCGUACAACAGGAACUCAUGAACGUUGUGGCGCUCGACUUUGACUACCGGGAGAACUACGUCUACUACUGUGACGUCAGUGCUAAGACAAUAUUCAGGUCCCACAUCAACAAACAAGACAAGGAGCCUGUCAUCCGCCAUGACAGUCACGGACUGGAGGGCGUCGCUGUGGACUGGGUGGGACGGAAACUCUAUUGGUUGGACAGACACAGCAAACAUCUGGACGUAGCGGAGCUGGACGGCACCAAACGGAAGACGCUGUACUCUGGCAUCCCAGACCCUCGCGGACUGGCUGUCCAUCCUGGCAUCGGCUAUCUGUACUUCACUAGCUGGCACUUACAGGCUUUCAUCGGUAAAAUGGGAAUGGACGGUAGCAAUUUCACUCGUAUCCUGACCUAUGAGAACGAUAUUGCCUGGCCGAACGCUUUGACGAUUGAUUACUUCUCCGAGAGGAUCUUCUGGGCCGACGCUCAUCUAGACUACAUCGCAUCAGCUGAUUUGGAGGGUCGUCAUCGACACAUAGUAUUGUCUGGAGACAAGGUUCCUCAUGUGUUUGCCAUCUCACUGUUCGAGGAUUACAUCUACUGGACGGACUGGAACAUGAAGGCGGUGACGAGAGCCAACAAGUUCACAGGCCACGAGCUGCAAGUUCUGCGCAACACCACUCACCGUCCGUACGACAUCCAUGUGUUCCACCCCCUGAGGCAGCUGCCCUACCCCAACCCCUGUGGCGGAGACAACGGGGGCUGCUCACAUCUGUGCCUGCUCAUGCCUGUACCUGGAGUCGACGCUAGUCCUGACGGGUAUGAGGACACAAAGAUGCCAGUAAGCUACCGCUGUGCGUGUCCGAACCAGUUCAUCUUGUCUCAUGAUAACCACACUUGUCUCGCAAACUGCACAAACGGCCAACAUCGCUGUGGAGGAGACGACGAAAAAUGUAUUCCCUGGUUCUGGAAGUGUGAUGGGGAGAAGGAUUGUCGUGACGGAAGUGACGAGCCGACCACUUGUCCGCCUCGUAAGUGUCGCCCUGGAACCUUCCAGUGCGACAAUGACAAGUGUACGCCUUCGGCAAAUAUCUGUGACGGAAACAACGAUUGUGGUGACAAUUCUGACGAAAGGUUCUGCAAUCUUACCUGCCCAGACUUGGAGUUCAAAUGUAGAUCAAACGGCCGUUGUAUCUUAAACGCCUGGAAAUGUGAUGGUGACCCAGACUGUAAAGACGGUUCAGACGAAGAUCCUGAUAUUUGUCACCAUCGAGAGUGUGAUCCAGAAACGGAAUUCACUUGUAAGAACAAACGCUGCAUCGCCAAACUGUGGGUUUGCGACUUUGACAACGACUGCGGAGAUGACUCCGAUGAGCCUGCCUACAUGUGUCGUCAGAAGAACUGCACCACAGGAUGGCAGCGUUGUCCUGGCCGUACCAACUACCGAUGUAUUCCCAAGUGGCUGUUCUGCGAUGGCAAGGACGAUUGUAGAGAUAACAGUGACGAACUUCCACAACAUUGUCCUAAGUGCAACACAAACACAGACUUCCAGUGCAAGAAUAAUCGCUGCAUACCCAAACGUUGGCUGUGCGACUUUGAGAACGACUGCGGAGACUACUCAGACGAAGCAGAGGAAGUGUGCAAGGGGUCGUACCGAGCAUGCUCAGAGAGCGAACUGAGGUGCAACAACGGCAAAUGUAUCCCUACGCACUGGCGGUGCGACCAUGACGACGACUGCGGCGACGGAAGUGACGAGCUCAACUGCGGUGACUUCCAGUGCAAGAACGGAACAUUCCAAUGUGACAGCGGCCACUGCAUUGCUGCAUAUUUCCGCUGCGAUGGAGACAAAGACUGCCGAGACUUCAGUGACGAGAAGAACUGUCCACCGAGAUACCCCAACGGUCGUUACUGUCCAGAGAGCAAGUUCGAGUGCAACAACAGCAUCUGCAUAGAGAAAGACGAUAAAUGUGACAGCAUUGACGACUGCGGUGAUGGCUCUGACGAAGAUCCUGCCAUUUGUUCCACAGCGGUGUCAUGCAGCGGGCGAGGGCGUUAUCAGUGUGAGAACGGGCGAUGUGUCUCGAUGGACGUUGUCUGCAAUGGAGUUGACAACUGUGGCGACGCCAGCGACGAAAACAACCACACAUUGUGUCACGCGAUGGUUCCUCUCAGUCACUGCGAGUUCCGUUGCGACAACACUAACUGUGUUAGGGAUACUUUCGUCUGCAACUACGUGGACGACUGCGGCGACGGCUCUGAUGAGAAAGGAUGCCACUAUGAUGAGUUCUGUCCGCCUGUAAACCCCUUCGGCAACACUUCUGUUGGAGGUUGUGAACAUUUCUGCAAGAAUCUCACCAAGAGUUACAUUUGCAGCUGUUUCACUGGCUACGUCAUAGAUCCCAACAACCGCAAACGUUGCAUGGAUCUUGACGAGUGUCAACUAGACCUAGACAAGUGUUCACACCAUUGUACAAACCUCAAUGGAACCUUCAGCUGUUCAUGCCAGCCUGGCUUCACUCUGCAAGACAGCAUCAGUGGGGUGUGUCGUGCCAACAACCCUGAAGCAUCAGUGUUGUUUUCUAACGGCGAGGAGAUACGAGCUUACGAGACCUCUAAGAAGCGAGAAAUGGGCGUUAUCAGUCGAGAGAAGCACAUUGAGGCGAUAGACUUUGACCCGACUCUAGAAAUGGUCUACUGGGUGGACUCUAAGGACAGGAAGAUCAAGAGAUCGUACAUGGUCGGUGCUCGUGCAGGGGAGGUCAAGACCGGCUUCUCACAACCUCUCACUGGCAAAGGAAACUCUAAAUUGACAAGUAUAGCUGUAGACUGGGUUUCCCACAAUCUCUACUGGACAGAAACCGACCAAUCAGGAACCAAGCCUAAAGGUCGAGUCAUGGUGUCGAAAGAGGACGGUCGCUACAGACGAUCUCUCAUCGAUAUAGGUUUGGACCAGCCGACAUCCAUUGCUGUUGACCCGGAAUCCGGUCACAUGUUCUGGGCUGAUGCUGGAGCUGUACCCAAGAUUGAGUCCGGGUGGAUGGACGGGUCCAAGAGGAGACCCUUGGUUCUGGACAAGGUCCGACACCCGACGGGUCUGACCAUCGACUCCGGACUGGAACACCACUCACUCUACUGGGUUGAUACCAAGUUGAACACCAUCGAAACUAUCAGACAAGACGGAACUUUCAGAAGGGUCAUACUGAGAGGAGAAGCUCUUCAUCAUCCUUUAUCUUUGGAUAUCUUUGAAAAUCAUCUAUUCUUCACAACAAGGGAGAACGGAGAGUUAGUCAAACAAGACAAGUUUGGCCGAGGAAUUCCUGUUGUUAUUUCCAAAAAUCUGGUCAACCCAACAGGAGUUAAAGUUUACCACCCAGACAGAUACAACAGAUCGGUAGACGACCCUUGUCGCUCCGUGUUGUGUUCUCACCUGUGUCUGAUCGUGCCCGGAGGCCAUCGCUGCAGUUGUCCGGACAACGCAGUGCCUCGGCUGGGAGGAGAGACGUAUUGUGACGCAGCUUCGGAGCCCGAACUCCCGCUUCCCCGAGUGUGCCCGUGUCAGAACGGCGGAGUUUGCGAGGAGGACAUGAAGGGCGACCUCAAGUGCCGAUGUCCUCCGCAAGUGUUGGGAGAUCACUGUGAGGUGUACGCUGUCAAGGCACACUCUGGCAGCGGCAGCCACAUGGGGGUGUUCGCCAUCCCCUUCGUCAUCCUGCUAGUACUAGCCUCCGCAGGGGUGGCGUACUACGUCAUACGCAAGAGGCCGUUUGGCAAACCAGUUUUAGGGUUGGCCAACUCCCAAAGCGUAUCUUUCAGACAAGGAACAAACGUUGAGUUUGGUUCUCCUACGUUCUCCAGCAACGGACCUGGAGUUGAGCCUUUAGACGUAGAGUACAACUUGUCUGACAUUAGUAGUAAGAACAGAGACUUCAGUAACCCAAUGUACGACGCAUUAGACGGGACGGGGGGCAUUUACGAGGUGCCUGCCGACCUUAGCAAGGUGGUGCCUGUGAUAGAGCCGGCGUCUGCAGUUCUUGCGCCGUCCAGCGUGAUACAGCGGUCGUCGCCGCAGAUCACGGUCAGACAUCGGGACCUUGACCCCGUCACCUCCGACUCGGGCAAGGACACGCAGAAACUUGUCGAGGAAGACAAGUCGGACUGUUGAUAGUGGUACAUCGCGGGGCAGAUGACAGGCAGUUCUGUUUUGACUGUGUCAAAUUUUUACUACAGUUACGUUUUUUGUAGCUGUAAAGCCGAACGUGUUGUUUUAGCAAGGUUUAGUCCAUUUGACAUGGGUAAAUAUCCUCCAAAAUCAUAUUUUAGUUUUCUAAAUUGUAUAAAUAUUUACAUUGCAAUACUUCUUCUUAUGUUUCCCGAUAUAAGUACACAGAAUUGCCUGCGAUGCCUUGGACUAUAUUGUGUGAAACAUUAACGAUAGACUUAUAUUUCCUGACAUGAAGACUUAAAAAUGCCAUUUUAGAAAGCUUUUGAUUGAAGCCUGAGAGGGGUUGUGUAUGUAACUGACAAAAGCCGAUACGACUUCUAAAUGCUGGCCUUAUUAGGCACAAUAUUUUUCUAUGGUUUUACAAAGUAAAAAAUGAAUUGUAAAAAUAAAAUUUUGUUAUGUAUGAAAAUUGUACAUUCCAGUACAGUAGGUUGUUGUAAUCAUUCGCAGAGUUGUUGUGUAUAUUAGUAGAGUUUUAUUAAGGAAUUUGUAAGUAUUUUUACAGUAUUACAGUAUAAUCUGUCUUGUCUCUUUAAAUUAAUGAUUGUUAUGAUUAUCGAUCUGAUUCAGGCUUUUCAGAUAAAACAAGAAUUCAAACUUCAAACUUGGCAAAAAACAUAGUAGCUUGUAGAACUAUUGCAACUUUGUAAAUAAAUAUGAAAUUUAAUGACUGCAAUAUUUAUAUUUUUAUAGUAUUGUGUAAAUUUGGUGUAUAAAAUAUAGUUGAAAUCGUUGAUAGAUGCUAUUAACACAUUUGCUCUACUGCAGUGAAGAAAGAACUUUAUCUGAAAAGCCUAUCUAGAAACAUUCCAGUAUGCAACAUUCCAGUCACUUAAUCCUAAGGUGCUGCUUAAACUUGUUUUAUACGUUGUUGUUUGUAAUCUUAAAGUGAAAACCAUAUCAAUAUUUGAAAUUGUAAUUAAUCAUUUUGUUUGUUGGUUUUUAAGAAAUGUUUAACUAAAACCUUAUGGUUGUUUAUAGAUUAAUUUUGUUUUUAUCAGUUUUUGACCAUACCUCCGUCCAUCCAUUUCUUUCUCUUGUUGUUGUUAGUUGUUAUAGUCAAGUGGGGCACGACUCGCUGGUUUAGUUUAUCUAAAUCCCCUUGUUAUGUUUAAACUAAUUUUAUUAUUGUUGUUAUUAUCUGAAAACAGCCAAAAAGUUGUGAAGUCGUGUACUCUAAAGUUAUUUUAUAUUUUGGUUGGGGUCGGAGGCUCAGCAAUCUUUUUAUAUUGUGACAAAGAGUUUCUAUAUAGUUGUACAGUAUAAUAUAGUGAUUAUUUUAAUGUAAAAACAAUAAAAUAUUUUGUAAAAACUGA
This is a messenger RNA of Macrosteles quadrilineatus (aster leafhopper), 15335 nucleotides long. It is a transcript of the gene mgl, whose product is annotated as low-density lipoprotein receptor-related protein 2. The transcript has 70 exons. Gene Ontology annotation, molecular function: protein binding; calcium ion binding. NCBI's taxonomy places the organism in Eukaryota, Metazoa, Arthropoda, Insecta, Hemiptera, Cicadellidae. The coding region runs from base 100 to 13959 and encodes 4619 amino acids. The record is from RefSeq and is a predicted model, not a curated record.